AUGCAGGAGCACAUCCGGUCCGAAGAGGAACGUGGCGUCGAAGACCCAGCGAAGGACAUCAAGAACGAGUUUCGAGCUCAGUUCACGGCGCUCGCCGAUGCUGGCGCGUACACGUUCAUGAAGAUAUCUUACGUCAAUGAGAACCAAGAGGGUUGUCAAGCCGACAUGCUUCUCUUCGGUCACUACUACUUGGAGACAGGUACACCGACAUGGGUACAUACAGACGGCCAUGUGGUACGUUACUAUCGUGGCAUGUCCUAUGAAAUAUGCGAGGUUGUGCCAGAAGCCCGCAAGUCCCGUAUCUAUCCCGCCAUUCCUUUCAGUCUCAUGGGCGUCACUCAAAGUGGGAGCAAGAAAAACGGAAUGACCCCUACCCGACAGUACGAGCGUUUGGUGUUCGAAACCGUCAUUCGCUCGGUCUUCCUGCUGACAGGUCGGCUUGCGUCGGUACCAAGCCCACAGGACACGAACACGCUCGCGAAUCUCAAGUUUGCAUGCCUAAAUCUGGAGGAGAAUAGAAAGUCCGAGAAAGGCCGUAAGAUCUCACUUCAGCAACAGGGUUGGGCCACCGGAACUCCAGAUGCAAGCCAAGAAGAACAACGCGACCCUGAUGAGGCUUCAACGAAGACUCUCCGAUAUAUGGCGCCCCGAGAGACUACAGCUUACCUCGUAUCUACCAAACGCGCACAUACGGACAUCGAUAGCAUGCCGAAACCUGGACACAACGCUAAGCGCGUAUCUCUGCUUAACCAUCUUACCAACUACGAAGCCGAGGUUGACGCAGAACUCCUGGUCAAAGGCGAAGAGAACCGAUAUCUGCAAAUGAAGCUCGCAAAGGAACAACGUGCCUGUCGAAACGCGGAAGAGCAAUGGGAAGUAUUGAGCCAGAGGCAUGACAUCGAGAAGGAGAGUGCGGCACGUUGGAAGGAGAAGUAUCUGGGGAUCAAGGCCAAGUACGCGAAGUUGAAGAAGAGACAUGGGAGGUGCAAAGACAGGAUCCGCGUGAAGAAGGAGGAGGGGGAAAAAUCGCGGGACUCGAAACUCAAGUACCAAGAAUACACGCGCCACAUGCAGAUUGUGCGGAAAGACGAGGAUGACGAGGUCUGA
This is a messenger RNA of Dothidotthia symphoricarpi CBS 119687, 1107 nucleotides long. RefSeq lists its product as uncharacterized. The transcript is spliced from 4 exons. NCBI's taxonomy places the organism in Eukaryota, Fungi, Ascomycota, Dothideomycetes, Pleosporales, Dothidotthiaceae. The record is from RefSeq and is a predicted model, not a curated record. Bases 1 to 1107 code for a protein of 368 amino acids.